Messenger RNA from Thalassophryne amazonica, 2913 nucleotides. RefSeq names its product casc3 exon junction complex subunit (gene casc3). The coding region runs from base 23 to 2329 and encodes 768 amino acids. Gene Ontology annotation, biological process: mRNA processing. Gene Ontology annotation, cellular component: exon-exon junction complex. The transcript is spliced from 12 exons. The record is from RefSeq and is a predicted model, not a curated record. Lineage: Eukaryota; Metazoa; Chordata; Actinopteri; Batrachoidiformes; Batrachoididae. Gene Ontology annotation, molecular function: mRNA binding.
UUCUCAUCGUUUAGUUUCUAAGAUGGCGGACCGGCGGCGGAGGAGGCGGCGAGUUUCUCAGGACAGCGAAGACGACGAUGAGUCCAGUUCUGGCUCGGACAGCGGGAGGUCGGGUUCCCCGGCGGCGAAAGGUAGAGGCAAAGAGCCGGACCCGGUGGAAGCGACAGAGAGCCGGCCCGAGGCGAAGAGCGACGUGGAGUCCGAGUGUGAGAGUGAAGAUGGAGUAGGAGAUGCUGUCCUGUCUGACUAUGACAGUGCUGAUCCAGAGGAAAAUGUUUCCCAUUCAGAGGCAGGAGAGGAGGAGGAAGAAGCAGCCCAGUACAGUGAGGAAGAGGCUCCAGCAGCAGCCAGUGAGGCCAAGUCCUCUGCUGCUGAUGGUCUGACCCUGGGUGAAGAACCAGAGAAUAAAGAGGAGGCAGACACAAGGGGAGGAGGACAAGGUAAAGAAGAGUGCAAAGGGGAGGAGAAAGGAACCUUAGCUGGAGAGAGACAAAGUGGAGAUGGACAGGAAUCAACAGAUGAUCCUGAAACGAAAUCUGGAGGAAAACCCAGCCAGCAGCUCGAUGAUGAUGAGGACAGGAAGAACCCGGCAUACAUCCCCAGGAAGGGCCUGUUCUUUGAACAUGAUGUCAGAGGACACAUUCAAGAAGAAGAGAGACCAAAAGGUCGGAAUAGGAAGCUAUGGAAGGAUGAGGGUCGCUGGGAGCACGACAAGUUCAGGGAGGACGAACAGGCCCCCAAAAGCCGGGAGGAGCUUAUUGCCAUAUAUGGCUAUGACAUACGCAACGGGUGCAGCCCGGGAGAGCGGCUGUACAAGCAGCGCCGAUCCAGGCAGAGUACAUCUCCCAACAGGGAGAAGAGAUGGAGAGAAGGAGGAGAGCGCUCCCUUUGCUCCUGGAAAAGUGGGGCAGGUGGAAAAGUUCCUGUCCAUUCAGGAGCUGCACCUUCCACAUCAAGCCACACCUCCUUUUCUCUUCCUCCAUCCUCUACCCAGCGCAACAUCUCCAGACCGCCUCCCUCCCGCAGCAGACCAGCUCACCAGAGUCAAAUGCACCUCCCAGCACAGACGCAUUACAGGAAUGACAACUCAAACGUGCCACUGCAUCCCAGAGAGCGACAUGGCCCGAAGGCUUCAUCAGAAGCUACAGGAGAGAGGGGUGUGGUCAGUAGGGGAGGCUGUGGUGGCGGAAGGGGAGGCUCAUCUGUCAAUAUUGAGGACGUUACUAUUGACCAAGACGGUGCUCCUGAAGAAGAGCCUGGCGUCUGUGUCAAAACAGCUGUGACAUCUUCACAGCAAGGUAGUUACCAGUCAACAUCACCAAGACAACAACGGCAAGAGCGACGAGGCAGCACCGACAGAUCGGUGUCUGGAUCAACUGCCAACUCAUCCAGCUCUGACCCCGUGGUCCAGUCAUCAGCAGUGGUUAUGAUCAAUCAGGAAAUCUCCCCUCCCACCGAGCGUCCGGUGGAGCGCAAAUCUUACUCGCUGGCGCGCAGAACUCGCUCUCGCCCUGCAGAUCUGGGCAGUAAGCAGCCAUCUUUAGAUGAGUCAGCCACCGGGGGGAGCAGUAUAUCCCCCAGCAGUGUUAGAGGGAAAGGAUGGGUGGGAGGGGCUGAGUGGCCAAGCCAUGCAGGAGGAGCAGCAGCACUGCCUGGAAUCGACCAGGACAUGGCCCGUCUGAGUCUGGCCGGACAGAACUGGAGCCAGACUCAGACGUCGUACAUGCGAUCGGAGAUGAGAGGCAUCCCCGCCCCCAUGCACAUCUCUGCUGCACCACCACAGUUCUCCAGCGUGGAUGAGAUGGGAGUUGGUUCUAACCGGGCCAAACGAUAUUCUUCACAGCGUCAGAGAGCUGUGCCUGAGCCAGCUCCACCCAUGCACCUGGGGGUAAUGGAAGGACACUACUAUGAGCCCAUGUCAUACCAGGGACCAGUUUACACCCACGGCGAAGGCCCCACCCCCAUUCCACCACAGGGCAUGCUGGUUCAGCCAGAGAUGCACAUUGCCCACCCGGGUCUCCAUCCCCACCAAUCAGGUGGCCCGAUCGCUAACCCUGCCCUUUAUGGACCCCCACCUGUCUCCCUGUCACCAGGGCAACCGCAGCAACUGUUGGCACCGCCGUUCUACCCUCCUCCAGGUGUCAUGACCUUCCCCUAUCCAGCCAUGUAUCCGAGUCCACAGGGUCAGUCCCAGGUGACGUACGGCGGUGUGACCUACUACGACACUGUGCAGCAGCAGGCUCAACCAAAGCCUUCACCCCCACGCCGUACAUCCCAGCCCGUCACAGUUAAGCCCCCGCCUCCAGAGGUGCCCUUUGCCUCCGAGUGACCUUGCCCCCAACCGUCCCCAUCACCCAGUCACAGCAUCACUCUGAGCUGCUGAUCACAGGAGUGGGGUGGGAGGGUUGAUGAGGAGCUGUGGUCCCAGCCAUCACCAUCGCCGAGAGGGAGGCGGCGUCUCCUGGUGACCAAAACACCGCUGGUGGAUUAUUACUUUUUUCUUUUCUUUUCCCUUCUCGACCUUCCAGCAUUCAUCGGGGCGAUCAUGUUGGCAGCGCAUCGAACUCUGUGGCAUUGUUGUUUCUGAUGGGUUUGAUCUCAUCCAACCUGAACCUGGUCCUGCUUCCCGGCUGAUUCUGGAUUCUGAGCAGAGUCGCUGGAAAGAACCAGUGUGAAAAUCCACUGUAAUGUUAGUGUUGGCUUAAUUGUUGAGUAUUAAGAUGGUUUUUGUUCUUUUCACAGACUGCGUGAAACGGGUGCUGUGGAUGCUGUUUCUGUUCUGAGUUUAUGUAACAUGAGCUCGUAUUCCUUUUAGAAAACAUGAAGUUCACUUUUUUCAUUUUCGCCAUCCUGUGUAGCUUUACUGUUAAUAUCAGCACAAAAUGUUUAUCCGUGAAAUAAACAGAUUCUAAA